GCCAUCAUGUGAAACAUAUUGUCCGUCAGAGGACGUCAACUAACCAUGACACACGGCCGGAGAGAGCCCCCGAGGCACCCGGGUUAGAGAUACCGGCGUCUCUGGAGGUGAAUUCCUGGGCUAAUAAUACACGCCGCUUCACGUACGCACGCGAGUUUGGGAAAAUGUUUGCUCUACUUGGCUGUGUACCUUGGGAAUAAGACUUCCCCACUGUAGCCAAUUUUUCCGCGGAAAGCUAAGGGUGUGUUGUGGUAUGGCUUCGGUAGCGUGCGAGUACGGUACCUUAAACCGCAGAAGUACCGACCCUGAGGAACCCAGAGUCUUCAGAAUCGUCUUCGAGAAAAACAAGGAGGUGUACAGACCAGGGGAGUGUCUGGCGGGGGAGAUCGCGGUGGAAUUCUCCGAGGUCAAAAGGAUACAAGGUAUUGUAGUAGAGUUCCACGGGCUGGGGUCCGUGCAUUGGGAGGAGAACCGCGGCGGCAGCACACACUACAAGCCCGUCACACACUUCGAGAACGAGCAGGUCUAUUUCAACGACAGGACGACCGUCUUCGGGCAGGAGUUAUCAGACGUUGAAGAAGACUCAGUGGUCGUAGAGAAAGGUUUGAGAACGUUCCCGUUCGAGUACCAACUCCCCAACAGACCGAUCCCGCCGUCGUUUGAGGGCGACCACGGCUUCGUGCGAUACUGGUUGAAGGCGGCCAUAAUUCGAGCAGAGAGAAACAACCACGAGUGUAAAAGGGCGUUUACCAUCCUGACGCCGUACGACUUGAAUGACGAGCCAGAAGCUUUGCUCCCCGCAGAGGAGUCGUACACCUUCACCAUCUUCCCCAGCUGGUUCUCGUGUUUCCGGCCGCAGCCUAUCGACAUCCGCGCCCGGACGGACAGGCGCGGCUACGUCCCCGGCGAGACCAUCGUCCUCUCCGCCUCUGUCAAAAAUCACACCAACAAGAAAGUACAGGAGACAUACGCCAAGCUCGUACAGAUUGUCCGUUACUUCGACAACUCGGGAUUUUCGAUCACGACGGUGAAAGAGCUGCAGUCAGUGAAGCAGCACGGCGUGGAGUCCACCACCAUGGCGCGCUUUCCGUCCAUCAACAUGCUGGUGCCGUGUGUCCCGCCCUCCGGCCUCAAGAACUGCCGCUUCAUAGAGAUACGAUAUGAAGCUCAGUUUCUGGCAUCCGUGACUGGUAAGAACUCCGCUAUCAGCGUGUCCCUGCCCAUCCGGAUCGGCACCAGGCCGCUCAAACUCAGACACGGAGUCAAAGCGCUCACGGACAUACCAGAGGAAGAGGAGGAAAACAACAAGGACGACACACAACCGCAACAAAAUGGAGCCAUUGCCGUGACCUCGGUUACCGGGGGAUACAACAUCCGGGACAAUCGGGACAGUCCAUUCAUCCAUGGGGACCUUAUUUUUACACCAAUGUACAAUUACUACGGUAAUUCUAGCUUUUGACCGGCAUUUUUGACCAGUGAUAUUUACUCGCCAUAACGUUAUAUUGUUUAUUUCAUCACUAACUAACCAACAUUUUGCUGACCUACCUUUCUAGAUUGUAUUGUGAAGCAACUGUAUGAUAUUGACUGUUGGGUGAAAAUCAUCUCUAUCAACAUUUUAUAUCGAAUAAGAUUAUCAACAUUGUAAUUAUUUAUUUUAAUCAAGGUAGAAAAUAUCAUUUCUGCUGGGUUAGCCUCAGAGGAGCAUUGGAGAGUAAACACAUUAAUCAUUAAGUGCACGUGUCAGUCAGGAAUAUCCAUGAUUCUGCUUCGUACCUCUGGUACCACAUUGAAUGAUGAACUUAAAAAGAUCUCCUUAAUUAGAACCAGUGAUUUCUGAGGUUUGCACACUUACGACAUCCAGGUGUUCAAGAUUUUCUUGAGAAAGCCUUCAUAACACCGUUCUUCAGUGUUGCAGUCUUGGGGUACUCAGUAAAAUUAUGUGACAGUUGUCAAAGGAAAAUUCCUCAGAUAAUUAAUCUAGAGGGCUAACAUUAAGUCCAGAUAUUUGUACAGCCGUCUUUGUCUGAACUCUGCCUUGAAUAACGGCCCAUGCAGGUCUGCAGGGGAGCUCAAUGCAUUUGAAUUAUGCAAAAUUCAUGGAACACAUUACGAAACAUCAAUACUACCUUAUGUUCACAUCAAUCACCAAAAAUUCAUUAUAAUGGCAUAAAUUGUUUUAAAAAAUUAACAUGGUUCAUAACAUCUUUGAACUGAAAAAUCAUGCACGUCCCCGAUGAGACUGCCAUAUAUGUACAUGUACAUGCUACUGAUUUGAAUAAUAAAGUACUAGUACUGUAUCAUGACAAUUACACUACUUCUAGUUCAUGUGCCAGGAAAGUGAACUCGGUGACCAACUGUAUCUGUCUUUACUUUAUUUAUCUUGUCGAAAGCUGAAUAUAUCAUAAAGUUGUUUUUUUGUUUU
Messenger RNA from Branchiostoma floridae (Florida lancelet), 2422 nucleotides. Its product is annotated as arrestin domain-containing protein 3-like. The coding region runs from base 254 to 1459 and encodes 401 amino acids. Lineage: Eukaryota; Metazoa; Chordata; Leptocardii; Amphioxiformes; Branchiostomatidae. Gene Ontology annotation, cellular component: cytoplasm. The record is from RefSeq and is a predicted model, not a curated record. The transcript is spliced from 7 exons. Gene Ontology annotation, biological process: protein transport.